Aplysia californica (California sea hare) is the source of this 5117-nucleotide messenger RNA. Its product is annotated as serine/threonine-protein kinase DCLK1. Gene Ontology annotation, biological process: protein phosphorylation; intracellular signal transduction. Lineage: Eukaryota; Metazoa; Mollusca; Gastropoda; Aplysiida; Aplysiidae. The record is from RefSeq and is a predicted model, not a curated record. Gene Ontology annotation, molecular function: protein kinase activity; ATP binding.
CGCGGCCCCAGCAACCAGCGAACACCGAGGCGGAGGGUGAGCCGGCCACCAGCUACCGUUACCGUGGUUACGCCAACAACGCCUUCCACCCGGGCCGCUACUUCCGCACCAACCACUCCUACCAGCAGCGCCGAUGGCCCGGCACGUUCGGCAACCAGCGAGCAGGCGGCGCCUACGGCAGCACAGGGGCGGCCCCCGGGGCGCAGUCCGACAACGCCCCUGGAAAACCCAAAGUGAUCACCAUCGUCAGGAGCGGGCCUCGUCCCCGCCACAACGUGAAGAUCUUGCUCAACCGGCGCAGCGUGCAGUCGUACGAGCAGCUGGUCUCGGACAUUUCGGAGGCUUUCGGCCCUCGGUACCGCCUGAACAAGGUCCGCAAGCUGGUGUCAGUGAGGGGCAGAGAGGUCCAGGGUGUCUCAGAUUUCUUCCGCGAUGACGACUGUUUUAUAGCGCUGGGCGUAGGCGAGGUGGCAGUUUCCGAUGCGGAUGUGGCGGAUAUUCUGGAAGAGCUGUACCCGGAUCAGCAGCAGGCGCGGGCGCUGUUGAAGGACUGGGAGAGGAAUCAACGGAGGAGGAGGAAAGGCGCUAGUCCCACGGGUCAGUCUGUCAAGUCUCAGAACCAGGUGGGGGGCAAAGGUCACCUCACGUCCGAGGUACCGGAUAAACGGGACAGCGGAUUCGAUUCCAGUGAUGCGAGUACGAAUCGGUCGGAACCGGAUCAUGGUGGCGCCGGAAGGGGAGGGCUUGUGGCGUACCGGUCACGGAGAAAGGCUGGGAAGGAUAGAGAGAACGAGAAGGAUAAAGAGAAUCAGUCUGAGGAAGGUGGCUCCCCUCCCCCGCACGGGUAUUAUCUCAUGAGGAAGUUGGAGAGGGACAGAAUGAAGGCGGCGGCAGAUGAGAGGGAGAGGGCCAAGAGGAGACAGCAGAAGAUGGUGGAGGCGGAGAGGAGGGCCAUAGAUGAGGAGAGGAGGAAGAGGGGUUUGAUUCCUCUCAAAAACAUCGACAAUCCGUUCAAGAAAAGUGACGACGCUAGAGAGAAGGAGCGGGAGGAUGCAAAGAAGAGGAAAGAAGAGGAGAAGAGAAAGAAGGAAGAGGAGAAGGAGAAGGCGGAAGUGGAGAGGAAGCAGAAGGAGGAGAGGGAUGCGGCGGAGACCGCAGCAAGAGAGAGAAUGGCAAAGGCAGAGAAAGAGGAGAAGGAGAAACAGGAGAGAGAGAAGGCAGAUAAGGAGAAGCAGGAGAAGGAGAGAAAAGAGAAGGAGAAGGCUGAGCGGGAGCAGAAGAAGAAGGCGGAGAGAGAGGACAGGUCGCAUAGGAAAGGGGAGAAAGCCGCCGCUGCAUCCAAGUCGAAGGAGAAACAGGGCGAGGACGCUACUGCCGCCACCACCGCUGCUGCAGCAGGUUCGAAAAUCACCAAUGCCGAAGCCGAUAACGCCGAGAAGCCCGAAACCAAGCCGGCAGCGGGGCAGGACGCGAAGAACUCCGAGGCUCAGGAUGACAAGCAGGAGGUGGCUCCGACAGCACCUGCGGCGACAGACAUGGCCGACACUGCUGUUGCUGCUGUUCCUCCUGCUGAAACCAAAGACAGCAACAACAACAAUAACAAACAACAACAGCAGCAGCAGAAGGAGAAGCGUAAGCAGGAGCGCGAGGAGAAACCACAACGAAAACGCGCCAAAACGAAGAUCGUCCGUCGCACGAAAGAGGAGCGUCAAGUCAGCAGUGACGAUUUCAUUUUGGCGCGCUAUGAACUUGGCCGGAAGUUAGGGGACGGCAACUUCGCCGUCGUGCGUCAGUCCCGAAAGAAAGAAACUGGCCAGGAAUUCGCGGUAAAGGUCAUAGACAAGGCCAAGUUGAAGGGCAAAGAGCAUAUGGUGGAGAACGAAAUAGACAUCAUGAAAGACUGCAGUCAUCAGAACAUUGUGAGGCUUUACGAGGAGUAUGAGACGGUUGAAAGGAUAUACCUGGUCAUGGAACUCGUGAAGGUUCACCGUAACAAGGACGGCAGCAUCACCCUGAAGCUGGCAGAUUUUGGCCUGGCCAUGGAAGUGAAGGAGCUCAUCUAUACCGUGUGUGGCACCCCGACCUAUGUGGCGCCCGAGAUUCUCACUGAGAUAGGUUACGGGCUGGAGGUGGACAUGUGGGCAGUGGGAGUCAUCACCUACAUCCUACUGUGUGGUUUCCCGCCUUUUCGGUCCCCAGAUAGGAACCAGACAGAGCUGUUUGAGUUCAUCAAGGCGGGGGAGUACGAAUUUCUCUCCCCUUACUGGGAUAACACAUCCAAGAGUGCCAAAGACCUCAUCAGCCGGCUUCUCAUCGUAGACAGGAGAAAGCGCUACAAUGCCGUGGAUGUGCUGUCUCACCGCUGGGUGGUGUGUAAGGGCCAGACAGAGGUGCUGCCCGAGGGCUCUGUGACGGUGGACAUGGCGUGUCGCGACAUGAGGCAGGACCUGGAGACACAGGCCAGGCAGAACUACCAGAGCUACCAGCGGCUGAAGGAGAAGAAAAGACGGGAGAGAGAUAAAGGGGAGGAGGAGUGAUGCACAAGUGAUGAGGACAGAGGAGUGAGGGAGGGGUAGUGAAGGAGAGAGAUAAUGGUGAGGGGUGGUGAGGGAGGAGUGACAGGAGAGGAGGGACAAGGAGGAGGAGGAGGAGGGUCAGAAGAAUGGUGAAAGAUACAGAGAUUUAAGCCAUUAGGAAAGGUGACCCAAACUAAACAAAUACUCUUAGUUUAUUGAAAAGAGACAAUGUGGGCUCUAAGAAACUAUCAGACCCGCCCGCUUUCCUUGAUUGUCCUUGCUCUCGUCACCACUUCCUUCCUUCCUUCCCCCUUUCCCCCUUCCUAUAGCCUCUACCCUAUUCCUUCUUUUUGCCUUUUCACCUUUCUCCAACCACCUCCCCCUACUGACGUUGUGCAAAUAAUACAGAUACCUCCUUUGUAGAAGGAUAGUUAACGAGCUUUCAAACUUAGAUUCAUAAUGGGGGAGAGUUUUCCUCUUCUUUCGCAUAAAAAGUUGUCAGCUCCGUCGAUUUCUCUCUACCAAAUACCUUCACUUUCUUUCGCAACACCCUGCCCAGAUCCUUCGCCCCAGUAAUUCCCUUGUCUUUUUCGAAAUGUCAGUCUUGUUGUGUACUGUCUUUGGUAGUACGUACUCUGAUUGUGUCAUGCCGUCAGGUAGGACUUACAUUUUUGGAGGAGAUAAAUUGCAUUAUACCAUCUCCCCAGAAUGACAGGGAUAGCAUGAUAUUCUAUCUUGGAAACGACCAUUUAUAGUGUUUUAAAGAGGUCACUCAUAAUACAGAGGAUUUAGGGCCCACCGUUUACUCAGCUGGUAUUGUGCUGGGCUAUUGCGUAUUUGACCCUGAUUCUAAUCGGCAUCGGGAUGUUCUUGAAAUUUGGGUUAUUGGUAGAAUUUCUAAAGUUCUCCAGACGUUACGUUUGGAGGUUCCCACCUCCUGAAUAACCUUACAGCUCUAUACCAAACGUUAAACCCUCACCACAUCUAUCGGGAACAGAGGCAUUAUACCCUCACCACAUCUAUCGGGAACAGAGGCAUUAUGGUCUGUGUCUCUGAGAGUCGUAGCCUUUUCCUUUGAACCUUGUUCUUAUUUUUCUGUUUCAUGGUCACAAACUGCUGACACACGGUAGAUAUAAAGCCUGUACAUAAUAAUCUCUGGCUGAGAGCCAGAGGAGACCAAAUUCCUUGUAGAAUUCUUAUGGCAAGGUGAAGACAGGGAAUCCUUGGACAUGGACACAUCACAAGUCCUAGUAGUAGCAAAACUAUGUGGUGGAUUGAUUUGGUACUUGCAGGCAAGAUGGAAUUUCAUGUAAAUGCUUCAAUUUACAGACAUGAUGGAAUGUCGUAUAAAUGCCUCAAUUUUGCUAUUUUUGACAUUUGGCCAAAAUGGACAUUGUCUCUUCUGGCUCUCAGUCGACUAUAUAUAUGUUGACGAUUGGUCAAGUUGUUGAUAUUUUGAUUUGUCUCAUUCUUCUAUAAUUCCAAGCUGUUGCUACAAGAUUUAGUUCUUACUUUGUCAUUAAUCUUUGCUUGUAUUUGAUUUCUUGUAAUGAAAGUGAGCCACAAUAUCAUCUCUGUCCCCUUGUCACCUUCCCUUUGUCAAUGAUUCAUCCUGAUUUUCCGGUAGUACGUGUUCUGGGCAACACAGAGAAGUUUGUUUGGAGUGGUAUUUGUUUUUUUAAGUCACACAAACUGCUGUCAUUCUCGUUGAAUACACAUGGUAGAAAGGUUAUCACCUGCAUCUUUCGUUUGCUUGGAAGCCUAUCAGUAUGAAGUAUUAAUUUGUGAGAAAGAAGCUGCACAGUUGUUGCAAUAAGUGAAAUUUUCAUGCUGUCAGCUUAUACUCUCUUUACUUUUUUAUCACUUGAUCUUAUUGCAUAUUCGUUUUUUACUUUGAAAUUAUUCAUAUAUUGCAAAACCGAAUGUUGGCUUAAAGACUUCUUAUUCUGUUUGGAGUAUUUAUAAUUUCAAACUGCACUAUAAUUUUUCAACGUACCCUUGCCCUUUUAGAGGGUUUGUUUUUCAGAGAAAAGUUCUCUUUGCAUAUUUGUGGUCACAGAACAUAUUCAUGUGACUGCCUUGUGCCAUGGUGUAUGGUUACAAGUUUAAUUCUUGCUUGAGUUUGAUUUUUUUUUUGAGUGCCUCCUGCAUAGAUGUUUCCCUCGAAACUCGAAUUAAGCAUUGACCGGAAGGCUUCAAAUUACUCUCCUUCUCAGUGAUACAAAUAGUGUUGAUAGGGGUUUAAAACAUUACGGAUAAAUUAAUCUAGGGCCUGGCAGUGUAGAGAUGUGGGUGCUCCGUCUGCUCAAUUGGUAUCAAGCUGGACUAUGGAGCGGAAGGCCCUGGUUCAAAUUCCAGAUUGAGUGUUCUUGAACAGGAGUCAUUCUGUGGUGAUUUCAAGGCUUUCAACUCAUUUGGCUCUGUCCUAUCUGAGAUUGAUGUUAAAUUCGGAGGGCUCGUUUCUUAAAUAACUUAAUAGUAUUGAUAGAGCUGUUGAACCUGAACACUUGCUUUUAGUAGUGUAGGGAUGAAGACCUUGUUUGGAUUUUUGUUGCUCAUGUGUGUGUGUGUGUGUGUGUGUGUGUGUGUGUGUGUGUGUGU